Molecule: messenger RNA, 1665 nt
Organism: Nymphalis io (European peacock)
Lineage: Eukaryota; Metazoa; Arthropoda; Insecta; Lepidoptera; Nymphalidae
Exons: 4
Coding region: 1-1650 (549 amino acids)
Source: RefSeq, a predicted model, not a curated record
AUGAUACUUUAUCAAAAUUACGAAGUUACUAUCAGUGUGUGUAUAUUUUUGAUCGUUAAAAUUAUAUGUAUAUUUGUGGAAAAACGUCGCGUAUCAAUGUUUAACAAGCAGCCGACACUCACAAGCAUACCGGAACAAAUUGAAAAAGAUGAGGAAAUAAUGAAAUGGGUGCCGAAAAAGAAACACGAAAUUUUAAAAGCUAAGUACAAAUGUCUUAAAAAACUCUUCCAGAUAUACGAUGCCAGUGUAAUCGGUAUAUUACCCCAGAACUGUACAGUUCAACAACCUGAUGAUGAGAGACCGCAUAGAAGAAAAAGAUCGCAUAGAACUAAAACUGAUGCAUGUGCUGGAACUACAGAAAUUUCUAGUGGGGAUAUAUCAGAAAAUGAAGCAGUGACCGUUAUAAAUGAAUUAAAAUUGGAUUGUAAUUCCUCAUCACAAAUAAUUAAAUCGAAUACGACGGUAUCUAAUGCAAGAGGUAACAAAAGCACGCAAGAUUCCAACGAUGACUCACUCGGCGAUGUCAGUGACUGCCCUUACGCCCAAAACUUGGUUAAUCGUAAGAAACCAACCCGUUUCCAAAUUUUCCUGCAAAGGAUUUUGGGUAUACGAGCGAAAAAUUACCAUCCAUACGGAGGCAGUGACAAUAAUAUAAAUUGUUUCGAGAGACGAAGACGCAAUAGAUUGCAAUUCAGAAGAUUUCGACAUCCGAGGAAAACUAAUUCGGAUAUCGUAUUAAGGGAUUCGAAAGGUCCGAUAAUUUUAUCGUACGUGCAAUCCAUUCAAAGAAAUUACUUGACGGACACAACACCACGGCAUUGUCCAAUGGUUGGAUGUAAGAUGAUAGCUUAUGGUAUAAUUAAUUAUAAUGACCACUUAAACCUUUGUCACUUUCCGGACCGAAAGUACAUCUGUCAUUAUUGUCAUGAAGGUUUCACCAAAGAGUAUGAUAAGAUUAUGCAUGAAAAUGAGCACAUUGGUAUAACGAAAAUUAACGCGCAAGUCACUUCUGCACCUUCCACAACAAGACAUACGACAAAAAUUGCUAGCAACACCCAAACUGAACCGGAAUUAACUAAAAGCGACGUACCCGAAGAGAAACUAAAAAAAAUCGUUUCAUUCUUUGACAAAAUAAGUGAUCCCGAACAAGUGCUAGCGGAGAUAAAGAAUCGUUCAACGGGACAAAAUUUCCAAACCUACCACCACUAUCCUAAGACUGACAAUGAAUCGGAGACAACGAAAUCUGACUUGAGCUCAAGUCAAAAGUCGACAAAAUACCUUCCAGUGAGAUGUCAGCUGUGUGGAGAAAUAUUUGAGCAUAGACGUCAACUUAAUCUCCACGUGGACUUUGAACAUAGAAUAAACGACAAAUUCUCCAAAUUCCACAGCUGUGCUGGUAUUGUUAAUCAAACUCGAAAUACAGGUAAUAUAUUACGCAAUGUCCAAAGCAUGGAGAGGUCCACAGAUACUGUAGAAAGUUCUCGUAAAUCAACUGACAAUUUAAGCUAUGACCCAUCAACGAAUAUUGUUUAUUAUACAUCUACGGAAUCUGUUAAUAAGAACACUGAUAAGAGAAAUAUCGUUCAGGAUAUUCAAAACGAUUUUUGCUAUAAAUGGGAGCCGUGUACUGCGAGCGUUGUAAGAAUCUAAUGUUUCGUUUUGUUU